Trichomycterus rosablanca is the source of this 2376-nucleotide messenger RNA. RefSeq names its product aarF domain containing kinase 2 (gene adck2). The transcript has 8 exons. Lineage: Eukaryota; Metazoa; Chordata; Actinopteri; Siluriformes; Trichomycteridae. Gene Ontology annotation, cellular component: mitochondrion. Bases 1 to 1809 code for a protein of 602 amino acids. The record is from RefSeq and is a predicted model, not a curated record.
AUGUCAGCAUUCUCUGCAAAGAUUUUUUCCCAAAGCCUGAGGUGCACCAUUUACAGAAUUUCAGUGUCGGUUCGAGUCGUACCACUGAGAACUUUCUUGACUAAAAGCAGCCACAUUGUGUCUCGGUCACCCAAAGUGCCGCUUCUGUGUUGGGCAGUGGGAAGCGUUACUUAUGCUUCAGCACAGGAAGCAGUGCUUCCUCAAAGGACUGCAGUAAAGACGUCAAUCGCCACAGUGCACAUACACAGAUUUCUGUUCAUCAUAAGAUUAGGCGUACGUGCCUUAGUGCUGCUCUUAAAAUUUAGUCCGCUUAUGCUGCUCUAUCCUUUGAGUCUCCUCUCCAAGCGCUGGACAUCAUAUUGGCUAGGCGCCCUGCUCUGGGUCACAGAGACCUCCGGUCCAACGUUUAUCAAGCUUGGCCAGUGGGCCAGCACACGUCGGGACAUCUUCACUCAGGAGUUCUGUGACCGCUUCUCUCGGCUCCAUGUAAAGGUUAUACCGCAUUCCUGGAAUCACACCAAACAAUGUCUGAAACGAGCAUUCGGAGAGGGCUGGAGGCAGUUAUUUAUCUUCGACAGUAAGACGCCAGUGGGUUCAGGAUGUGUGGCGCAGGUGUAUCGAGCCAAAGCACGGGUAGCAUGCGUGGAGGACCCGGCUUUCCAGCAGCUGGUGGAGGGACUUGAGAAGGAGGACCUGCUGGAAGCCUGGGAAGUACCAGGACUUGGAGGGGCUUUGGGUCUUUUGUUGGGGGCAGAUAAAUCAGAAGAAGAGAACUCUGAGACCUCUGACAGAAGUUCUACUGAGCUUUUACACAGUGAAGGAACACACACUGAGGAGAAGGGUCUCAUUCCUGUAGCAAUCAAGGUGCUUCAUCCUGGUGUCAGGAGGCAGGUUCAGACAGACCUGAUUUUAAUGAAGGGGGGCAGUGUGCUCAUCAGCUGCUUACCUGGCCUCAAGUGGCUCAGUUUGCCUGAGAUAGUGGAGGAAUUUGAGAAGCUCAUGACUAAACAGAUAGACCUUCGUUUUGAAGCGAGGAACAUGGAAAUAUUUAAGAAUAAUUUUAAGGACUCGGAAUAUGUCAAGUUUCCAACACCUCUGAGACCAUUUGUUACAAGGACUGUGCUGGUGGAGACGUACGAGGAGAGUGAACCAAUUUCGAACUACCUCAGCUCUGAGGUUCCUACAGCUGUGAAGCAGAGAAUUGCUCGGAUGGGUGUGGACACACUGCUGAAAAUGGUGUUUGUGGAUAACUUUGUCCAUGGGGACCUUCAUCCCGGGAAUAUCCUGGUUCAGGCAGAGCAGGGAAUGUCACACCAGAGCAAAGCCACCCUAACUGAUCUGUGGGACACCGUAGUGGUCAGCAUGAGGCCAUCACUUCCCCCAUUACAGCUAGUACUACUUGAUGCUGGCAUUGUUGCGCAGCUCAGUGAAGGAGACCUGCGCAAUCUAAGAGCAGUCUUCACUGCUGUCGUUCUUAAACAGGGGGAACAUGUGGCAGAGCUGAUUUUGAACCAUGCCAGAGCCAAUGAGUGCCAGGAUGUGCCACGCUUUAAAAAGGAAAUGGCUGAUCUGGUGAAUCAUGCUCUCGGUGACAAACUCUCUCUGGGCAAGGUUCAUGUAGCAGAACUGCUGUCUCGAGUCUUUGGGUUGCUCAUCCACCAUAAGGUAAAGUUAGAGAGUAACUUUGCCUCCGUUGUGUUUGCUAUCAUGGUACUGGAAGGACUGGGAAGGUCACUGGAUCCAAACUUAGACCUCCUUGAGAUUGCUAAACCACUGCUGCUGAAGAAUUGUGCCUCGUUUCUGUCCUGAUGUCUUGGUCCAGAGUGCUAAUGUAGCUUAGAUAAGUAAUUAGUUCAUAUGUUAUUGUUUGCCUCAACCAACGACAUACUUUGGACUGGUUCAGGUUGUUAUCCCCUUAGAUGAAAUGAAAAAUCAAAUCAUCAGUGAGAUCUAUUUUAUCAGCAUCAGAACACUGUAUUGUUUUGCUUGUAGGUAAAAAACUGCAAAAACAAAGUGUUAUAAAUUGUCUAAAUAAUAAAACAAAUACUGUAACCUUUGCAAAUAAUGGUAGCUCUUUGUUUAUAAAGGCUCCUGUUUGGAUCUGAAAUGUAAACCUGAGCCAAAACACUUGUAAUGUAAUUGAUGAUCAUUUUUGGUUAUUGCAUUGGAGAGCCAUGUUAUAUGUAGUUCCAGUUGUAAUUGACAACAUAUUCUUAUGAGGAGGCUUAAAAAUGCUCAUGAUGGUAAUGAGUCAGUUGACAGGGCCCUGAUAGUUUUUCAGGUAGAAGGUAUUAAAGGUUUGGUAAAUCAUUUAUUUUGUAUACCUAAAUAUGUACUGUAUAUCUGUAAUGGAAUUAAAUGACAUGCAUGACUAAA